UAAGAACUUGGACCGGGACGUCCACAACUGUGGCUUUUGCGGGAGGCGCUGCCCAAAGCGCACCAAGUGUGUCUUUGGUAUGUGUGGCUAUGGAGGCUAGUACUCUGUUCCAUUUUGACCUAAUCCUAGAGGGUCGUUUUGACCUAAAAGACAAGUUUGCCCUAAAAGGAGGGUUCUUGGCGAUGGAGGAGGAGCGAUCGGCCAAAUCGGCGGACGAUGGCGGGACGACAAUAUUUGACAAGAUUUUGAGCAAGGAGAUCAAUGCCACAAUCGUGUACGAAGAUGACAAGGCGCUGGCGUUUCGAGACAUCGAGCCGCAAGCGCCGGUUCAUGUCAUCCUGAUACCCAAGCAGCGUGAUGGACUCACUCGUCUUGCGAAUGCCGAGAAGCGGCACCGAGAGAUUCUUGGGCACCUUCUCUACGUUGCCAAGAAGAUCGGCGAGCAAGAGAAGCUCCAGGAAGGAUAUCGCGUUGUGAUCAACGAUGGCCCCAAAGGAUGCCAAUCGACGUACCAUCUACACUUGCACAUCAUGGGAGGCAGGCAGAUGAAAUGGCCUCCGGGAUAGAGCGUUUAGCCUGUGAGUUGGAACUCUAGAACAAUAAAUGUCGAGAAGAAUUCAAAGCUAACGAGC
Messenger RNA from Selaginella moellendorffii, 632 nucleotides. RefSeq names its product 14 kDa zinc-binding protein. Bases 90 to 566 code for a protein of 158 amino acids. Gene Ontology annotation, biological process: sulfur compound metabolic process; purine ribonucleotide metabolic process. Gene Ontology annotation, molecular function: adenylylsulfatase activity. NCBI's taxonomy places the organism in Eukaryota, Viridiplantae, Streptophyta, Lycopodiopsida, Selaginellales, Selaginellaceae. Gene Ontology annotation, cellular component: cytoplasm. The record is from RefSeq and is a predicted model, not a curated record. The transcript has 5 exons.